Vicugna pacos (alpaca) is the source of this 1265-nucleotide messenger RNA. RefSeq names its product Yip1 interacting factor homolog B, membrane trafficking protein (gene YIF1B). Gene Ontology annotation, biological process: endoplasmic reticulum to Golgi vesicle-mediated transport. The record is from RefSeq and is a predicted model, not a curated record. Gene Ontology annotation, cellular component: Golgi membrane; endoplasmic reticulum-Golgi intermediate compartment; endoplasmic reticulum membrane. NCBI's taxonomy places the organism in Eukaryota, Metazoa, Chordata, Mammalia, Artiodactyla, Camelidae.
CUGCACUAUCGUGACGCCCAUUGGCUGUCGUGUCGCCGGUAGGGCGUGGCUACGGGAGCCGGGCGGGCACAUUUCGAACCGUGGCUGGGGCGGCGGCGGCGGCGGUGGCGAAGGAUGCACCCAGGAGGCUUGGUGGCGGCGGGGACGCCCCGGCAGCCCUCGAAACGGAGGACCCCUGUGUCCCAGCCAGGCAUGGCUGACCCCCACCAGCUUUUUGAUGACACGAGUUCAACCCAGAGCCGGGGCUACGGGGCCCAGCGGGGACCCAGCAGCCUGGGCUACCCUGCAGCCUCCGCCUCGCCCCAGGCAGCCUUCCUGGCAGAUCCUGUGUCCAACAUGGCUAUGGCCUACGGGAGCAGCCUAGCCGCACAGGGCAAGGAGCUGGUGGAUAAGAACAUCGACCGCUUCAUCCCUGUCACGAAGCUCAAAUAUUACUUCGCUGUGGACACCAUGUAUGUGGGCAAAAAGCUGGGCCUGCUCUUCUUCCCCUACCUGCACCAGGACUGGGAGGUGCAGUACCAGCAGGACACACCAGUGGCCCCCCGCUUUGACGUCAAUGCUCCUGACCUCUACAUCCCAGCCAUGGCUUUCAUCACCUACAUCUUGGUGGCUGGCCUGGCGCUGGGGACCCAGGAUAGGUUCUCCCCAGACCUCCUGGGGCUCCAAGCAAGCUCAGCGUUGGCCUGGCUGACACUGGAGGUGCUGGCCAUCCUGCUCAGCCUCUACCUUGUCACUGUCAACACCGACCUCACCACUAUCGACCUGGUGGCCUUCUUGGGCUACAAAUAUGUUGGGAUGAUUGGCGGGGUCCUCAUGGGCCUGCUCUUUGGGAAGAUUGGCUACUACUUGGUGCUGGGCUGGUGCUGUGUGUCUAUCUUUGUAUUCAUGAUCCGGACCCUUCGGCUGAAGAUCCUGGCAGAUGCGGCGGCCGAAGGCAUCCCGGUGCGCGGGGCGCGGAACCAGCUGCGCAUGUACCUGACCAUGGCGGUGGCGGCAGCGCAGCCCCUGCUCAUGUACUGGCUCACCUUCCACCUGGUGCGGUGAGGGUGGCCCCGCGACGCCUCCAGCUGCUGCUUCUGGCGGCCACCGAGCUGCAGCCGCUCAUCUCCCGGCCCCUUGCCGGCCACAGGGUCCGCCCCGCCUCCCGAGACCCUCCCUCCCCUUCUCGCUGAGGUGCUGAGAUCUCCAACUGCACAGGCCGCCCCCCACCCCACCCCGCAGUGCGGCCACUGUUUAAGAAACAAUAAACCGUGAGGGGCACGGCG